GAGCGAGCGAGUUUGUUUUCUUUUUCUCCAAAACAAAUAAAAUUAAUAAUCUUACUUAAAUUUGUAUUACCGCAGCUGUAAAGGUUCUUGAAAAGUUUUUAGGUCAGCACUGCUCAAAACUUUCCAAUGUCUAUCCCUGGAAAAUAUCAGCAUUACAAAAAUGAAAAUAUUGAUGAAUAUUUUAUUGCAGUUGGUGUCCCAUUCAUGGGUCGGAAAAUGAUGGCAAUGUCAUCACCACUAAUGGAAAUAACCCUAGAUGGUGAAACAAUGACCAUCAAAACCUCUUCGCUCAUAAGAACUGUACAGUAUUCGUUCAAGCUUGGCGAAGAGUAUGAAGAAACUAUGCCUAAUAGUGUCAUCAAGAGUGUUACAACUUUAGUGAACGACCAUGAAGUAAAGACAGACUCAGUGAUUCCAGAAAGCGGCGACAAAUGUGGUCGUCAUUAUUUAUUCACUGAAGAUGAAUGUGUUGUAACUCUUACACAUGAAAAAGCUAAUGUUCCAGGCAAGAGGUAUUUCCGCAGGGUGAAAUAAACAGUGAAACAUCAGUUUUUCCAUUAGAUUAAGAUGUAAUAAUUAAAAUAUUCCAGUUUAUUUAAGUAAAUCUGAUAAAAUGUAAUUUGCUACUAGGUGACGCCAGUACUGUAACUGGUUUUAUAAUACUAUGCCUUGGUGUGGA
Molecule: messenger RNA, 679 nt
Organism: Ostrinia nubilalis (European corn borer)
Lineage: Eukaryota; Metazoa; Arthropoda; Insecta; Lepidoptera; Crambidae
Product: fatty acid-binding protein-like
Exons: 5
Coding region: 127-534 (135 amino acids)
Biological process (GO): fatty acid transport
Cellular component (GO): cytosol; nucleus
Molecular function (GO): fatty acid binding
Source: RefSeq, a predicted model, not a curated record